AUGGCAGUGCUAACUAUAGGGGCUCCAUUAUAUCUUGUAGCUGGUAUUAUAGGGUCUCGGUAUGGUACUAGAGACUGUUUGGAGAACAAUUCCAUUUCUGUUCCAAGAACUUUUCAAACAACCACCCAACAACCAUUCCCAACAACCAUUCCCAACAACCAUUCCCUACAACCAUUCCCUACAACUAUUCCCAACGACCAUCCAACAACCAUUCCCAACAACCAUUCCCAACAACCAUUCCCUACAACCAUUCCCAACAACCAUUCCCAACAACCAUUCCCAACAACCAUUCCCAACAACUAUUCCCUACAACCAUCCCCAACAACCAUUGCCAACAACCAUUCAACAACCAUUUCCAACAACCAUUCCCAACAACCAUUUCCAACAACCAUUCCCAAAAACCAUCCAACAACCAUUUCCAAAAACCAUUCCCAACAACCAUCCAACAACCAUUCCCAACAACCAUUCCCAACAACCAUCCAACAACCAUUCCCAGCAACCAUUCCUAACAACCAUCCAACAACCAUUCCCAACAACCAUCCCCUACAACCAUUCCUAACAACCAUUCCCAACAACCAUUCCCAACAACCGAUUCCCAACACCCAUUCCCAACACCCAUUCCCAACAACCAUCCAACAACCAUUCCCAGCGACCAUCCUAACAACCAUCCAACAACCAUCCCCUAAAACCAUUCCUAACAACCAUUCCCAACAACCAUUCCAAACAACCGAUUCCCAACACCCAUUCCCAACAACCAUUCCCAACACCGUUCCGCCAACAAUUCCGAUUUGGUUUCAGCCACCCCUUCAAUUAUAUUCAGAAAAAAAAACAUUUAAGAGAACCAAGAUUUGA
This is a messenger RNA of Lottia gigantea (owl limpet), 852 nucleotides long. RefSeq lists its product as hypothetical. The record is from RefSeq and is a predicted model, not a curated record. Lineage: Eukaryota; Metazoa; Mollusca; Gastropoda; Lottiidae. The coding region runs from base 1 to 852 and encodes 283 amino acids. The transcript is spliced from 2 exons.